This is a messenger RNA of Entrophospora candida, 1157 nucleotides long. The record is from the annotation of a GenBank genome assembly. NCBI's taxonomy places the organism in Eukaryota, Fungi, Glomeromycota, Glomeromycetes, Entrophosporales, Entrophosporaceae.
AAUUUCUAGAUAUUGGUUGUGGUUAUGGUGGUUUAUUGGUUGCUUUAUCUAAAAUUUUCCCAGAAACUUUAAUGUUAGGAAUGGAGAUUAGAGUAAAGGUAGAAGAGUAUGUACGUGAACGUAUUAAUGCAUUACGUUCACAAAAUCCUGGUCAAUAUCAAAAUAUUUCAAUUAUUAGAAUGAAUGCAAUGAAGUUUUUACCAAAUUUUUUUGAAAAAGGUCAAUUGGCAAAAUUAUUUUUCCUAUUUCCAGAUCCACAUUUCAAAACUAGGAAACAUAAGGCCAGAAUAAUUACAACUCAACUUCUUGCAGAAUAUGCAUAUGUUUUACGCAUUGGUGGAAUCAUUUAUACUAUAACAGAUGUUAAAGAGCUUCAUGAAUGGAUGUUUAAGAGAUUGAAUGAACAUCCAUUAUUUGAGCAUAUAGAUGAACAAGAAUUGGAAAAAGAUCCAGCUGUUCCACAUGUUCGUGAUGCAACAGAAGAAGGAAAGAAGGUAGAACGUAAUAAAGAACAUAUGGAAGAUGAUAUGCAUGAAUGGUGUCUAUUAGAAUAUCGACACAUUGCAACUUUUAUUGAUCCAUCAAAUUUAUAUUUUACAAAUUUAACUGAAAGUCAACAAUUAAAGUUUGAUAAAAUUAAAGAAUUAAAAAAUUCAAAUAAAUUUUUUGAUAAAAUUAAAGAUUUAAGCUUAAUUAAAAAUGACAAAAUUCCAAAAGAAAAAAUAUGUUUAUUAGAUCCAAUGUCAGGCAUAACAUUGAAACCAGAUGAUGGUAAUGUUUUUGAAUAUUUUUUAUUUGGAGGAAUAUUAGGUGAUGAUCCACCAAGAGAUAGAACAGGAGAAUUGAGAGAUUUUGGAUUCCAAACAAGAAAUCUUGAUUCAAUUCAAAUGACAACAGACACAGCAAUGUAUGUUACAAAUAAAAUAAUAAAAGAAAAAGUUCCAAUAGAUAAAAUUUCUUUUAUUGAUUAUCCAGAGAUUAAAUUGAAUAAUAAUGAAUCAACUACAAUGCCAUUUAGAUAUGUUUUAAUUCCUGAUUUAAAUGUAUCUACAUUACAAACAACCAAUCAAGAAUUAAAAAUUAAUGCCGUACCAUUACUACCAUCUGGAAUGAUUGAUUUAUUGAUAAAAGAUGCAGAAAAACCUUUGGAAUUUUGA